AUGGGAGGAAGAAGAAAAGGUCGAGAUCCAAAUCAUGGCAACUCGACCAUGGUUAAAAUGCGCAGAUUUAUGGUGCAGACGAAAAAAGCCGAAAUCACGAAGUACAAAGAACUGGACCCGAUCAUCCUGGCAAAUCUUUGGACGCUGUGCCAAAUCACCAUGGCUAAAUUGAAAUUUCCGAUCGAAAAGGAUAAUAACUUGCCCUUCCCUUUUGCUUAUUUAUUGUUUUAA
Messenger RNA from Oikopleura dioica, 231 nucleotides. The record is from the annotation of a GenBank genome assembly. Lineage: Eukaryota; Metazoa; Chordata; Appendicularia; Copelata; Oikopleuridae.